AUGAUGAAGGGGAAAGCGGGGAAAGUGAUACGGCAGUUGACCCGGUCGAAUACAAAUGUCGCUGCCUCCGUCGCUUCAAAGUCCGAGUCCUUCGCUAAUGGAACUAGCGCUGGAUACAUCGAAGAAAUGUACUUGACCUGGAUGGAAGACCCCAACUCAGUUCACCCAAGCUGGAACGCUUACUUCAAACAGGUUCAAAAGGGUGCUCCUCUCGGCGCUGCCUAUCAGGCGCCCCCUUCCAUCACCACCGGAGCUGUUUACAAAAUCGAAGGAUCCGUCGGAGGCGCCGCCGAAUCCUCUGGCGACAUCAGCAAAAAUGUGGAACAGUACAUCGCCCUUGAAAACCUCAUCCGAGCCUACCAAGUCAGAGGUCACUUCAAGGCCAACCUCGACCCUCUCGGAAUCAGCGAGGGUCCAAAGUCUUUUGCCAUCACUGAAGCCGAAGAUGCUGCUCGACUUACCGUCCCUGACAUCUUGGCCGGAGCUGACGAUAAAGUUUUCAACCUUCCAGAAAAGUGUCACGUUGGACGAGAAGGCGAAACUUCCCUCCCUCUCAGCGAAAUUAAAAACCGCUUGGAAGCUGCUUACUGCGGGUCCAUCGGUGUCGAAUUCAUGCACAUCACCAGCCAGGACCAGAAAGAAUGGAUCCGACGAAAGUUCGAAAACCCCGAAGCACGAAGAAUCACUCCAGAAGAACAGAAGCUCACUCUUGAGCGACUCGUCCGAUCGACGAAAUUCGAAGAGUUUUUGGCAAAGAAGUGGGUUUCUGAAAAGCGAUUCGGUCUUGAAGGUCUCGAAAUGAUCAUUCCUUGCAUGAAGACUUUGAUCGACACUCUUACUCAACUCGGCGGACGAUCGUACGUCAUGGGAAUGCCCCAUCGAGGCCGUCUCAAUGUUCUGGCUAACAUUAUCCGAAAAGAUCUCGACCAGAUCUUCUGCCAAUUCGACCCCAAGCUCGAACCCACCGACGUCGGCCAGUCUGGCGACGUCAAAUAUCAUCUCGGAGCAUCAGUCGAACAAGAAAUAAACUCUGAAGAGGGUAUGUCCCACGAAACUAUCAACCACGCUUCCAAGGAACUCAUCAACGUCUCGCUCUGUGCCAACCCAUCACAUCUUGAAGCAGUCGAUCCCAUUGUUGUUGGCAAGUGCAAGGCCGAACAGUUCUACAGAAAUGAUGACGAGGGUAAAACUGUCAUUCCAAUGCUUCUCCACGGUGACGCUGCUUUCGCUGGACAGGGUGUCGUCUACGAGACUCUUCACUUGAGCCAUCUUCCUUUCUAUUCCGUCGGUGGUGCCAUCCAUCUCGUGUGCAACAACCAGAUCGGUUUCACCACUGAUCCUCGACACUCCCGAGCCUCUCCUUACUGUACCGACGUUGGCCGAGUCGUCAAUGCCCCUAUCUUCCACGUCAACGCUGACGAUCCCGAUGCCGUUGUCUACGUCUCCAAGGUCGCCGCUGAAUUCCGACAGACCUUCAAUACCGACGUUGUCAUUGAUUUGAUCGGUUACCGACGACACGGUCACAACGAAAUCGACGAGCCCAUGUUCACCCAGCCACGAAUGUACCAGGCCAUCAAGAAGCACAAGAACGUCCUCGACAAGUACGGCGACUCCCUCAAGGAACAAGGCGUCGUCGACGAUGGAGACAUUCAGGAGCUCAUCGCUCAGUAUGAGAAGAUCUGCGAAGAUGCUCUCGCCAAAGCCAAGACGGAAACUAAACUCGAGUUCCGACACUGGCUCGACUCCCCAUGGAAGGGAUUCUUCAAGGACGACCAGGGAACCUGGGUUGCCGAGAAGCUUCCCGAUACUGGUGUUCCAAUGGAGACUCUUCAGCGCAUUUCCGACGCCAUCUCUGUCCCACCAGCAGAUAUCACCCUUCACGGCGGUCUCAAGCGAGUCUUGAAGGGACGAGCCGGCCUUGCCAGCACUAAGACUGCUGACUGGGCAAUGGGCGAGUCUUUCGGUUACGGCUCUCUUCUUAUGGAUGGAAACCAUGUCCGACUCUCUGGCCAAGAUGUUGAGCGAGGAACCUUCUCUCAUAGACAUCACGUUCUUCAUUGCCAGAAGAAAGAUAAGGGAAUCUACCUUCCGAUGUCCAACCUCUCCGAGGACCAGGGCAAAUAUACCGUCUGCAACUCUGCACUCUCUGAGUACGGUGUUCUUGGAUUCGAGCUCGGCUACUCAAUGGUCAACCCUAACUCUCACGUUAUCUGGGAGGCCCAGUUCGGUGAUUUCGCCAACACUGCUCAGUGCAUCAUCGAUCAGUUCCUUUCAUCUGGACAGACCAAGUGGGUCCGACAGUGUGGUCUUACCAUGCAGCUUCCUCACGGUUACGAAGGUAUGGGACCCGAGCACUCCUCUUGCCGAAUCGAACGAUUCUUGCAAAUGCAGAACGACGAUCCCGAUCUUUUCCCCAGCGACUGGAAGGAAGCUGACUUCGGCAUCAAGCAGCUUUACGACGCCAACUGGAUUAUUUGCAACCCAACUACUCCAGCCAACGUCAUGCACGUCCAUCGACGACAGAUCGCUCUUCCAUUCCGAAAGCCGCUCAUUCUCAUGACUCCCAAAUCUCUUCUUCGACUUCCAGAAGCUCGAUCUGAAUGGUCAGAAAUGGGCCCUGGCACACAGUACAGACGACUCAUCGGUGAAGAAGGUGCUGCCUCCAAGAACCCAGAUAACGUCAAGCGACUGAUGUUCUGCUCUGGAAAGGUCUACUACGAUCUCGUCAAGGAGCGAGCUGCCCGAGGCUUCGAAAACGACAUCGCUAUUGCUCGAGUUGAACAGGUCGCUCCAUUCCCAUACGAUCUCGUCAUUCCCGAGCUCGAGAAAUACAAGAACGCUGAAGUCUACUGGGUCCAGGAAGAGCACAAGAACAUGGGUUUCUACGACUUCUGCAAGCCUAGACUGCGAACUGCAUCCAACUGGUCCCGCCGAGUCCACUACGCUGGCCGAGACUCCGCCGCCUCCGCCGCUGCUGGUUCCAAACAAGUUCACAAGAUCGAGCAGGACAAGUUCAUGAACGACGCUUUCCGAAAGGGUGCCAAGGGUCGAUUGUACAAAUAA
Molecule: messenger RNA, 3063 nt
Organism: Oikopleura dioica
Lineage: Eukaryota; Metazoa; Chordata; Appendicularia; Copelata; Oikopleuridae
Source: the annotation of a GenBank genome assembly